Molecule: messenger RNA, 5097 nt
Organism: Closterium sp. NIES-65
Lineage: Eukaryota; Viridiplantae; Streptophyta; Zygnematophyceae; Desmidiales; Closteriaceae
Source: the annotation of a GenBank genome assembly
AUGGCCCGACAAUUACAGCCGCGCUUCGUCUCCACGCCGCUGAUCGUGUUCAGCAUAUCGCUCUCCCUCACAAUCUCCUCACUCACUCUCAGUCCUGCAACAGCAGAGUCCACUCAUGUUUCUCCCAAGCGACGCAUUCGAAGACUGCUCGACCUAGUCAGUAACCCCCUCGGCGGGUCCAUCCCCUCCUCAUUCUUCAGUGCGACGCCGACCUCUGCGGCAGCGCAGCGCGUGCUGCUGGGCCAGGCUCUAGGCGCGGAGCCCGCGGCGUCGACUCAGCUAUCGUCUGGCUGGCUCGGCACGUUCAAGGGAGCGUCGACCGGUCUCUACGCGGGUGUGAGGGGCGUGUUCGAGUCGGUGAAGGCGACGGUGGGUGCGACGACCGUGCAGGCGUUCGGCAUCGCAGGCGACACUGUGGACGACGUGCGCGAGAGAAUCGAGGGCGGCGAGUUCCCCCCAUCGCUGCAGCUGCGCGUGGCGGUGGUGUGUGCGGGGAUCAACGACGUGCUGCAGGGGAGAACCAGCGCCGCCACCAUGGCCUCCAAGGUGGCAUCGCUGGCGAUCAGUGUGCGCAAGGCACACCCCUCCACCUCCGUGCUCGUGCUGGGGCUGCUACCCGAGGCGGCCAUGAGCAAGAACGUGUCACUGCCUGACCCUGUGCCUGCUCAAGUGAACGUCAUCCUCGCCUCCACUCUCAAACCAGGUACAGACUUGGUGGACGGGGUGUCGUUCCUCGACUGCUCAUCUGCCUUCACCAAUCCAGGGGGCUCCAUCAAUGCAGCAGCCUACGCACCUCACCCCUUCCCCGCAGCACCCCUUCCCCGCAGCACCCCUUCCCCGCAGCACCCCUUCCCCGCAGCACCCCUUCCCCGCAGCACCCCUUCCCCGCAGCUACCCUUCCCCGCAGCACCCCUUCCCCGCAGCUACCCUUCCCCGCAGCUACCCUUCUCCGCAGCACCCCUUCCCCGCAGCACCCCUUCCCCGCAGCACCCCUUCCCCGCAGCACCCCUUCCCCGCAGCACCCCUUCCCCGCAGCACCCCUUCCCCGCAGCUACCCUUCCCCGCAGCACCCCUUCCCCACAGCACCCCUUCCCCGCAGCACCCCUUCUGCUACCUCCUCUCUCACCUGCAAGUCGCAAGGCAUGGUAUGCUCUUCUGCCGUUUAUGUCGGCCAUGCUCAGGCCACCACCCGGCUCCCAUCCCCGCCCCUCCUCCGCCCUCUUGUGCCGCGGUACUCUGACUCCUUCCGCUACCUGCACCUCUCAGCUGCGGGCUACAAGGCAUGGUCGGCGUGCUUCACACCACAAGUCAAGACCAUGCUCAAGUGAGAUGGGGGGUGGUGCUGUGCGGUGCCAGGGAACUGCAAAGGAUGGGUGUGUGAGUGAAGGGGAGGCACAGGAAUUUAGUGAAGUGCCCCUCCCCCCUCCUUCCCCAUCUAAGCUUCCCGCCGCCUCUAAACCCAACCACACUUCCGAUUCGCCUGCCAAGCUCCCUGCUGCCAAGCCCUCUGUUUCAAAAAGCCGUUCCCCUCACAAGUCCCAUGAAAAGAAGGAGACUCCCAAGCAUCCUCCCUAUAAGCAUGUCCCGUCAAAGGAGCCACCAGCAUCUGACCUCCCUCCACCCGCCUCAGAGCCUCUUCCCAACAAAACGAGUAGUAAAAGCCCAAACACUGGGUCUAAACCCGCAAAUCACCCGUCCGAACCUGCUGCUGAAUCCGGUCCCAAGUCGUUCAAGCCUGGACAAAACACCUCCGAGCCUGAACCGAGCCAUUCUGAUCCCGAGCCUGGCGUUUCAAAGCCUGCGGGUGGUUCCUCCGAGCCAAGAGGCAGUUCAUCCGAACCUGAGCCGAUUCCUUCCGAGGCAGAUGGCUCGUCAGGUUCGGGGAUCAAGAGGAUGAAAGGGCGAGACCCUAAGCACCCGUACGAGCCCGGGGGGAGGAGCAGUGGGGGUGGGGGAGACUGGCGGAAUGGAAGCAGUGGGUCGAAUGGUAGUAGUGGUGAUGGUGGCCGUGGCAGCGGUGGUGGUGGUGGCAGUGGUGAGGGUAGUGAUGGUGGUGAUGGUGAUGAUGGUGGUGGCGGUGGUGGCAGCACUGGAAAUGGGACGAAUGGGAAUGUGACACAUGGGGAUAUGACACAUGGGAAUGUGACACGUGGCAAUGAGACGAAUGGGAAUAUCACGGACGGCAAUGUGACGGGUGGGAGCAGAGGGCCUACAGUAGCAAAUCCAGUGGAGAAGCAACCAGCCUCUGACACCGUGCCAUCUGCCCUGGCUAAUCUGCCCCCUGUUUCUGCUCCGCUCCCACCUCUACCUCCUCCUCUCUUGCCAGAUCCUCGCCCCAAGCUGCUUCCUCCCAUCGCUAUCCCAUCCUUACGAGCCCCCUCUGCACCCGCUCAUUCCCAUCUGCCAGCGCUUGUGAGGUGCGGCACGCGGCUCGAGGUCACCGGGCUCGACGGCCUCGCGCUCGGCGCGUCCUCGCUCAGCCAAUCAGCGGCGGACGCGCUGGGCGCGUCGCGAUGCGGCGCGCAGCACGCCGCCGCGAAUUCCGUGUCAAUGCUGGAUCAGUCGUUCGUCGUCCUGCCGCCCAACUCCUCCGCGUUUCACGGCGCGUCUUACGGCACCCCUCACGCGCCUCGUCAUGGAGCCGCUGGUGGGGCGAUCCGACCGUCAAUUAAUCCCGCGAUCAGUGCUCCGCCGUUGAUUCCACGUCCCCCUACAGGCAGUCCCGUUACCGCGAGUUCUGGUGCUGUUCCUGCCGCGUCUGUCGCCGUCUCUCCCGCUGCGGGCUCAGCUGGUGCAUCAAACCCAUCGUCCAUCCCAGAAGAGCAGCAGCCUCAGCCGCAGGAUCAGACCCAAGAGCAUCCCCAGCAAAGGUCAUCAACGGCUGAGAUUCAGUCUCAGAGUUGGUCUCAACUUCAGCGCCCCCCGCGCGUCUGGACGAGUCGUUCGUGGUGCUACCUGGCUCGGCUGCUUUUGGUAGUACCCAUCACCUCUGCCUCUUACACGCCUUGUGUUCUCGCCUACCUCUCCUUUGCUCCUCCCUCUCGCUUCCCCCGUUCCGCCCCUCCAGCGCCCCCCGCCCGUCUGGACGAGUCUUUUGUGGUGCUACCCGGCUCGGCUGCUUCUCUCUACGCCCCUCCUCCUGCCCUCCCCCACGCGCCCUCCUCCUCCUCGCACGCCCGCCCCUCUCCCCACACCCACCCCUUCCCCCUUCCUCCCACCAUGUCCGGUGCUGCUGCUAACGCACCUGCACCUGCUGCUAUCCCUCCUUCCUCACCCGCUGCUGCUGCCACCGCUGCUGGUGCCGCUCGCACUGGCGUCUCUGCGAGUUCUGCAUCUCCCUUGUUGUCACAAGGAGGGGUGGCAGCAGCCGUAGCCGUGACUGCAGCAGCUGCUGCUGCUGGUGCUGGUUCUGGUGCUGGUGCUGCUGGUGCUGCUGGUGCUGCUGCUCCGUCCUCUGUCUCUCAAUGCUACCGAGGCGAGGGCACAGGUUCAGAACAGGUGCUGCCUGAGAAUGUGACGGUGGGAAUCGGUUCAAAAGGGUUUGUUGCUGAUGCGGAGAGAGGGAGAGGAGGGAGUGAGGAAAAAGAAAGGAGGGGAAACGUGGAGGAGGAAAGGAGAGAGAGCGAGGAGCGGGAGGGUGAAAGAGGGGAUGGUAUGAGAGGAGGGCCGGAGAGAGGAGGCGAUAGAGAGGAGGAUCAAAAUGAUGCUGAGGGUGACGAUAGCGAAAGUGGAGAGCAGCAACAGCAGCAGCAAGAACAACAACAGAAACAGCAGCAGCAGCAGCAGCAGCAAUUCAAAGAGAGAGGCAGUGAGAGGGGGGCAAGGGAGGUGCAGGCAGGGGGGGGUGGCCUGGCGGGGCAGAUAGAGGCGGUGGAUCGAGUGUUUGACCUGGUGGCUCUGAGGACCAAGGUGGAGAUGCCCCUCUGCUGCCACUGCGCCCACCACGUCUGUCGCGAAAUUGAUGCUCAGGUGCAGUGCGGUGGAGUGCGGUGCAGGGUGGUGGGGUACGGUGCGAUUGCAUGUGGUGCGGUGCGGUGGGGUGGGGUGUGGUGGGGUAAGACGUGGUCUGUUGCGGUGAGGGAGGCAGAGGAAGAAAUAGCAGCGUACGAAGCAGCACUGCAAUCCAUCCUUGCCUCCGCCCCCUCCCCCUCGGCCGCCGCACACCACCCCUUCUCGGUCAACCAUGCGAGUCCUCUGUUCGCGCCCACUGCCGCUGGGGCUCCCAUGGGAGAGGACGCGUUCAGGCACCACAUGGCCGAGGUGGAAGAGGAGGAGAGGCGGCUACAGCAGGAGGCGGAGGAGCUGGAGCAGCAGAGGGCGCAGCUGCGGGCGCAACUGGGGGAGGUGGAGGCGGAGCAGGCUGAGCUGGAUGCUGCUGUCGAGAGGUACUGGCACGAGUUCAACGAGUUCCAGUACCAAGUGUCCGUGCACCAGGAGGCGAGGGAUGGGCUACUGGCGUCCAUAGAGGUGGCAGCAGCGCAGUCAGAUGCGUUGAGGCGCAGCUUUGUGCUCAACGACGCAUUCCACAUCUGGCAUGACGGGGACUUCGGCACCAUCAACAACCUGCGCCUCGGCCGCCUGCCAUCCGUGCCCGUGGAGUGGGAGGAGCUGAACGCGGCAUGGGGGCAGGCGUGUCAUUUGCUCUUCACACUCGCCCGCAUUGCCAACUGCCCCGUCGCGCAUCGCAUCAUCCCCAUGGGAAGCUUUCCUCGAGUCUCUGACGGCCAUAACCAGUUUGAGCUCUUCGGCCCAGUGAAUCUGUUUUGGAGCACUCGUUACGACCGGGCAAUGCUGCUCUUCCUGCACGCCCUCACGGAGUUUGCCGCCUUUGCCAAUGCACACGACCGUGCCAACCACCUCCCGCCUGAAAAGUCCUUCCAGCUGCCCUACAAGAUCGAGGGGGACAAGAUCCAAGGGCUGACAGUGAAGCAGAGUUUCAACCGGGAGGAGCGGUGGACCAAGGCACUCAAGUACCUGCUGUGCGACCUCAAAUGGGCGCUCGUGUGGACCAUGACCAACUUCCACCCACCACUGCCCACGCCGCCACCUGCUAUCCUGAACCUAGUUACACACCUUGACCAGAACAGCGCACCCUAG